AUGUGUCCUUGUGCAGUCCCAGUAUUGCUAGUGCCUAAGAAAGAGAACACAUGGCGUAUGUGUGUUGAUAGUAGGGCAAUCAACAAAAUUACUGUCAAAUACAGAUUUCCAAUACCGUGGUUGGAAGACGUGAUGGAUGUGUUGGAGGGUUCUAAGGUGUUUUCGAAGAAAAACCUUCAAAGUGGUUACCCUCAGAUUCACAUCAAGCCGGGUGAUGAGUGGAAAACUACGUUCAAAAGCAAGGAUGGCUUGUACGAGUUGAUGGUGAUGCCUUUUGUGGAGGGUGGUGGUCAUGGGGGAAUGGGAGGAGAAGAACCAAGAGGAGAGGGGGGUGGAUUGGGUUUGGGGGAUGAAAAUACAGAAGAGGAAGGUGGGGGGAAGGGUCUGUGUUGGUGGGGGAUUGGUCUGGGAGUAAAGGAUGGUGGUCAUGGGGGAAUGGGAGGAGGAAGGGAGGAGAUGGAAGGGUUUGGCAUUAGCACCAUUACUGCACUCAUCACUGAGUGUUUGAAGCAAGGAAAGUUCCAGUGGGGUGAUGAUGGGAGCACUACUUGGUGCAACAAGAAUUUGUACUCUAUACAAAUCACCAGCCCUGAAAUUCCUCAACAGUCAGAAAUCCGUGAGCAAGAUGCAUAUAAGGUGGAGUACCUUCCUGCAAAAAUUCCCUUUUGUGAUUAA
Molecule: messenger RNA, 675 nt
Organism: Prunus armeniaca (apricot)
Lineage: Eukaryota; Viridiplantae; Streptophyta; Magnoliopsida; Rosales; Rosaceae
Source: the annotation of a GenBank genome assembly